Aspergillus mulundensis is the source of this 2043-nucleotide messenger RNA. RefSeq names its product LMBR1 domain-containing protein. The record is from RefSeq and is a predicted model, not a curated record. Gene Ontology annotation, cellular component: membrane. The transcript has 2 exons. NCBI's taxonomy places the organism in Eukaryota, Fungi, Ascomycota, Eurotiomycetes, Eurotiales, Aspergillaceae. The coding region runs from base 1 to 2043 and encodes 680 amino acids.
AUGAUCACAAUAGCCAACAUUUCGGUGGGCUCCAGUAUCUUCUUCACCUUAGCUCUCCUCAUAAUCUCCGUGCUUGUGCUCCUGCUCCUCCGACGGUUUUUGACACUGCGAGCCACGCCGGCAUAUUUAUCCAUUCCUGUCUUCCUUGCGCUCGCUCUUCCUGCCAGUGUAGUCCUCCUAGUUCCCAUUGACCUAGCGUCGAGCUCGCGUGAUGAGGGUGGUCCCAACGCGAUAUGGCUUCCUGGGCGUCUUCUUCUGGUGUCCUGGCGCAUCGCCUACUGGUUGAUCUUCGUCCUCACGUGGGCCAUUCUUCCGUUAUUGGGUGAAUAUAUCGACUCCGGACACCGCGAUACCAAAGCCCGCCUACAAUACUCCGUCCGUUCCAAUGCCCGGUAUCAGAUGAUCGUCCUUGGGUGUGCAACGGUGGGCCUUAUCUACAUUUCCAUCCAGAAUGGGUUCGAGUUCUCCAGUAUCAAAGCCCUCGCCAUGGCGCUGGCUUAUGUCUGGGGUCUUGUCCUUGCCAUUUACUUGAUGGGCCAUGGUCUGGUCUCUAUACCUCGUACUCUGUUCCGCAACGCCAGUGCCAGUGGCAGAUUACGGAGGCUUCAGUCCCACGCACCGUUGAUGCAUGACCGCCUAAUGGAUGCGAUAAAUGAUUUAGAAACCCUUGAGGCCCAGGUAUCGCAGCUACAGUCUCGAAAGACCGGGACUGCCCGCGACUUCCAGGACUGGAUAGAAGAACUAGCCGAAACUUCGACUCCUCCAGAACUUCGAUCAGGGCUCCUGGAACCCGCCACCAGUUCCGGCACGGUUCCAGCUGUGGUUACGGAGCGAUAUCUAGCGGACCUGACAAGGCGCCUUCAGCGAGCCAGGCAUCAGAAAGCUCGUUUUGUUGAUGCAUGGGAUCGUUUGAUCUACACGGCUGCCGACCUGCAAGCAGUCAUCAACUCAUCCGCGUCAAAAAAAUUGGAGUUUGGUCAUCACUCUCAACGCUCUAGCUUUUUCCCGCAAUGGAAAAUGCUCACGCCUUAUAUGCGAUAUCAAUUGUAUACGAACGUUUACCCAAAUCUACGACUGGUCUUUGGAGCGCUUUUUGCGGUUGCCUCGAUAUGUGUCGUUUGGUCCGAGUUAAUCAAAUCAAUAGCACCCCGGCUAUCUGUGGUGACUAUAUCCAUCGUCUCGUACCAUAAGAGCCCCGCUCCGGUCGGAUUCGGACGACAAGUCGUUGCCUCUAUGUGGCUACUAUAUAUGUGCUCCGCAGCGUUGGUUGGAGUCAAUGACGCAAAAGUAUGGGGUAACCGAGCGUUGGUCCGUCGAAAUACAUAUGGCGAAAGUGCAUGUUGGUAUGCGAGUUUGGUCGCUCGACUUACCGUUCCAAUCGCAUAUAAUUUCUUGACAUUUUUACCGAAAAACGUUCGAGAAAGCACAACGUUCUACCGCUUCCUUGGCCAGUGGAUUGAUUUAACGCCGCUCGGGAAAGGAUUUGACUACUUCUUUCCGGUUGCUAUCCUCAUUCCCAUUGGGGCCACUCUUUUCAACCUCUACGGCCGAGUCAAAAACAUUUGCGGCUUUGGCCUCAUUGAAGAGGAUGAUGAUGAUCUGGAGAACAAUCCCAGUGGAUAUGGGAUUGGCGGCUGGCGAGAAGGUCGUGAGCUGAUUGAAAGGGAGCUAAACGGUCUUGGCUCCCUUGGACUCUCCACACGCAAUGAGCGAUCUCCUCGACAGUCAACCCACGUGGAUGCGAACACGCAGGCGUACUCAUCCUCGCGCACGCCCUUGACCGAUGCGUCGCGGCCAUCGAGGUCUACCCGGGGCGCUGUCGCUAGCACUUCGACUGUUCCAGAAGAGGAUGAGGAAGAGAACUUCUUCCAGUCUUUCGCACAUCGUGUCAGGAACACUAUUGAGACUGCAAGUCGACCACAGUGGCUCCAAAAUGAUUCAUUCCAGUUGCCUCGAUGGAUGGGCAAUGACGGCAACAAUGGCAACAGCGGUCUUUCCCGAUGGUUUGGCGGCCGCCCUGUCAGUGGUGGAGUGAGGUUAUAG